Molecule: messenger RNA, 960 nt
Organism: Megalobrama amblycephala (Wuchang bream)
Lineage: Eukaryota; Metazoa; Chordata; Actinopteri; Cypriniformes; Xenocyprididae
Exons: 4
Coding region: 69-719 (216 amino acids)
Source: RefSeq, a predicted model, not a curated record
GCCCCUAACAGCGUCUUAAAAAGCAUCAAGUUUCAUCAGAUUCAUUCGCUUUCCUGCGCGUUUGGAAGAUGGCACGCUACUCAGGUGAGCAGGCUCUUCAGAUGGUCCUGGACAGUGAGGAAGAGUUCACUUUUUCCUCGGAAGAAGAACACGACUCUGACGAUGAACGUCUGUAUUUUGAAGAGCGACUUGAUCCAGCUGAAGAUACAGUUUCUGAUGAAAAUGUGGAUCCAUCACUCUCGCAUUCACCUGCAAUUCUCACUAAGAGGGCACGCAGCAACACAGGCGAUAAUGAGAAAGAAAAUGUGGAUCCAUCACUCUCACAUUCACCUGCAAUUCCCACUAAGAGGGCACCCAGCAACACAGGCGAUAAUGAGAAAGACUAUAGCCCUAAUGAGAGUGCUCCAAAACCCCUUGCAAAAAAGGCCAAGAAAAACAUUCAGACAAGCAACAGGCAUUCAGCUCUGUCAUGGAAAACAGAUAAUGACACUGACAUGGUUCCACAGACUCUGAGAUUCCUACCUGCACGGGAACCUGGACCACAGCUGCGUCCUGCUGAUGAACACACUCCUAAGAGUCUCUUCAAAAUGUUCAAAAUGCAAGGAAUAAUGCCACCGCUGGUCGUCGGAACUGCAUGCUUUGCAAAGUACAGCUUGGUAAAAGGCAAGACACACCUUGGAAAUGCCAGUCAUGUGACAUUUACUUGUGUCUUCAGUUGAAAAGGAACUGUUUUCAAAAAUGGCACACAGAUGUGUGACUGUUCAGAUUCUCUGUUCACCACCUCUCACUGACCAUUGGGCUGCAAAGAUUAUCUAUAUGUGAUCAAGCAGGUUAGGUAUAGGGUGUAAAAGUGGGCUUUUUUUAUAAACCUUACCUUUAUUUGCCUGUAUACACAAAAUGUGCCUUUGACCCUAGUUUAUAUGUGGAUUAUAUUGUUAACUUUAUUUUAAAUAAAAAAGA